GAAAUACGAUGCAGCGAAAAUCUGGAAUACUAUUUUGAGCCGUUUUUCAGCCUGUGCAAAAAACAUUGGCUGUAGGAAGUAUCGUAACCGAGAACAUUGUUUAAUCGUUUGCGUUAAUUUAGUUCCGGCAGUAGGUCACCAAUGUGCAAUUUCUUUGCAUCUAAGUGAGAGUGGUUACAAAUAAUAGGGAAACCAAUCGAUGGUUGUGUUGAUCAUUUUUGUAAACAAACUAUCGCGAUCUAUCGGGUGUUGCUUCUGCUAAACCAUGACGGAUAAAGGAUUGAUCAAGCGAAUGUCACUGUCUUCGAAAAGCCGGUCCAGCUUUCCUGCGGCCACUCCUGCUGCUGGACCAUCUGUAACACCGAACGCUGUAGGUGUCGUACCUGGCAGUAGACUCCCGCCUGUGCGACCAUCAUUGGUGACCAGUGUACCAUCACCCGGAUCUCCAGAACAAUCCGUGCUGGUUCCACAUGUUAAAACAUCGGAAAAUGCAAAAGUACUACCAAAAUAUACAGCUGCUUUACAAAACAAUAGCGAAGAGCUUAUUCCAGCUGAAGAUUUGGAUACUAUACAGCUUGAGUUAGAACUGCUUCUAUCGACAGUUGCUCUACGGUCUCGUGUCUUGAAAGCCGAACUGGAAACAAUAGACAAGGCCGAUGAACGACGUGAGCGUAAAGGAAAGCAUUUGGAUAGGGCACCAUCCUCCCCAGGAAAACGGAAGCGGUUGGAGGAAAAACAAAAGUUCCGCGAAAGCGCUGGUAAAUUGCUUGGCCAGCAGCUUAAAAUAUCGAAAAUGAAACACUCCUCGACAUUGGUUCCACCGUCUCCUGCACCGUCGCAGCACACAGACGACAGCAUGGAUGCGGUACCGUUUUUACCGCAAAAUCAUCAUCUACAGCAUUUAAAUAGCGAUGCGAAGCCAAUCGUACCCAAGAAUGAUACACCAAACAAGUUUUGGCUAUCGGUUGAACCAUAUUGCAUGCCAAUCUCACAUGAAGAUCUUAAACUAUUGGAUGAUCUAUUGGAGGAGUAUUCAGGACCCCUUAUUCCCCCGAUUCCCGAACUCGGCCCUCACUACAGCACCCAAUGGGCAGCAGACGAUAUAAAGGAAGAACAGGAUGGUGUAGCGAACUCAGCUGCAUCUAAAUCCAAGUCAAAGAAUCUUACCAAUGGCGAUCUGAGCAAAAAGGAGAAGAUAAUCGGAGAAGGAAUCACUGGGCCCCUAACACAACGUCUGGUGUCGGCUCUGAUGGAGGAGAACUUACAUCCGGAUUGCACCAGCACAAGCAACGAAAACAGUAAUAGCAGCUCAGAUGUCACGCAUAGUAAUAAUGCCCGCAGUGCCGUGGCACUGUUAAAGAACGGUAUCAGCAUCGAAAGAAGGCUUCGCAAGGAGCUAAUAGAACAAGGUAUCCUAGAUGCAGACGAUAUGCCGAAAAGUCAACAAGAUGAUGAAAUACUGUCCGAAAUCAAUCGCGUACGCACAGAGCUUGCCGUCAUUGCGGAGUACAACUCUAAUGAAAUACGAAAGCUACAAUCGAUGGCCAAGGAUGAAAUGAAACGUAUUGAAGUGAAACGCAAGCUCGAUCGCGUCGAUCAGGAGAUCAUGGAGGUUUAUCAGAAAGUGAUUGCGGCACGCCUAAAACGUCGACCUCUGACGAAACAGGAAAGAGAUGAAGUAUACCGUUUAACUGAAGAGCAAAAGCGUCUGUCCGACCAGUUAGAAUUGAUGCCUGUGCAUGGACCGUUCGGAAGGACUCAGAACAAUUAGCAAAGAACUAUUUGAAAAGUUAAGCUAAACUCCACACACAAGCUCCGCUCUGGUGGGAAAUUCCGUUUCUGAAAGCACCGUAAGUAAUUUAACCUAAUAAAUUUCUGGCUAUCAUAAAUAAUUGAUAAAAUGAUUAGAAAUU
This is a messenger RNA of Anopheles coustani, 1913 nucleotides long. It is a transcript of the gene Ada3, whose product is annotated as transcriptional adapter 3. The record is from RefSeq and is a predicted model, not a curated record. Lineage: Eukaryota; Metazoa; Arthropoda; Insecta; Diptera; Culicidae. The coding region runs from base 266 to 1771 and encodes 501 amino acids. Gene Ontology annotation, molecular function: transcription coactivator activity. Gene Ontology annotation, biological process: regulation of transcription by RNA polymerase II. The transcript has 4 exons. Gene Ontology annotation, cellular component: SAGA complex.